Messenger RNA from Psylliodes chrysocephalus, 1955 nucleotides. Lineage: Eukaryota; Metazoa; Arthropoda; Insecta; Coleoptera; Chrysomelidae. The record is from the annotation of a GenBank genome assembly.
GUUUAUUGUUUACGAUAUUUUUAAUGAUAACUGUUAAACAACAAUUUUUAAAAUGUCCUCUACUAAAUGUACAGUUUGUUUUACGAAAAACGAAAGUCUUAAAGAUAUUUCAAAUAUCGAUGACGAAGGGGUUACAUAUUUUUCCAAGUUGCAAUAUAUUGCCCCUGAAGUUGAAUGGAAAAAUGAUUUAAAACUUUGUGGUGUAUGUAUAUCUGAUUUAAAAGUUGCUUGUAAGUUUAGGGAACAAUGUUUAAACAUAAAAAUAAAACUAAAAGAGGAUGAAGUUGCUAAACAAGUAGAUGGUUAUGAUGACUAUAGUGACGUGAAACUCGAUUAUGAAUCUGAUUCUGAAGAGGAAAAAUAUGACGCCCGUGAUGCCCAGCAGUAUUUUAUAUGUUAUCACUGUGGUGAUAAACACACAUCAAAAGACAAUUUAAUAGAUCAUAUCCAAGGUGUGCAUCAAAGUGAUCAAAAAGACCUUAGAUAUAAAAGAAAAACAAUGUGUCCUCAGUGUGGUAGAAGGUUUGCAAAAGAAUCAUCUAUUAAAGAACAUUUAGAAGUGUGUGAUGGCAUUAGGAGGCAUAGAAAAGUAAAAACACAGCACCAAUGCGAAACGUGCCAAAAAUUCUAUAGUACCAUGAAGAUUUUAAAAUCGCACCAAAAGACAUGUGAUGAAUCUAAUGUGAAAAAAACUGAAUAUCAGUGUCCAAAAUGCUUCAUAUUUUACAAAAAUGCUAAAUGUUUGGCUAACCAUAUGAGGCAGGGUUGUAAAAAAGAGGGUAAAGAACCAUCUUACUUCUGUAAAAGAUGUGAUGGCAUUUUCAACUCCGUAGUAGAUUUAAAAGACCAUUUAUUGAAGGAACACAAUAUAGUAGAUUAUCAAUGCGAGAAAUGUGACAAGGUGUUUGAAAAUAAUGAUGAAUAUACUGCUCAUAAAGCCGCUGAACAUAAAAAGGUUGUUAUUAAGAGAUCAUUCACAUGUCAAGUAUGUUCUACUGAAUUUGAACUACUUAAAGACCUCAUGGACCACUGUACCAAUACACAUUCCUUAGAUGAAAAGUUAAUUAGACCAUAUUCUUGUGAAUUGUGCCAAAAAAGAUUCCGUUCCUCAACAAAUUUGGUUAACCACAAGCUCUACCACGAAGGCAACCGCUCUCAUAUAUGCAGUAUGUGCGGGAAAAGCUUCAUCACAAAAAGUGAUCUACUCAACCAUGAGAUUACCCAUUAUGACAAGAAAAACUAUGGUUGUGACAAAUGCGGAAAAGCAUUCAAAACAAGAAACAAUCUAUGCACCCAUUAUUUAAUAGUGCACACAGAUCCAAUGCUGUGGAAAUUUGUGUGCAAAGUUUGUGGUAAACGAUCGCCUCUGAAAUCAAAUCAUGACCAGCAUACUCGGAGACAUACGGGGGAAAAGAAUUUUGUCUGUUCUUUGUGUAAAAAGCAGUUUGCUAGUAAAAGGGAAAUGCAAGUGCAUAUUUUGUGCCACAGUAAUGUCAAGAGGCAUAAAUGUGAUCAGUGUGGAAAAGAGUAUAGAAAGAAACAUACUUUAGACAUUCAUCUAAAAAAAUCACAUGGUAUUGGGAAUGCCAAAAUCCCUAUACGUAUACGUAAACAUGCAUGUCACAUUUGCCCAGGAAGAUUUUAUGAUAAAAUUAAAUUAGCACGACAUCUUUGUACUCAUUCAGGGUUGAAACCUUUCGCUUGCUUUGCUUGCGAAAAAAAGUUUACUGAUAAAUCAUAUUUGAAACAUCACCUGAAAACUGCUCAUAACAUUUAUGAUGACCCUAUGAAUUCCAUGAUGAAUAAUACUCUUAAAGUUGAAGAGUUACGGCUUGUUAGUUAAGGUUUUUUAAUAUUCUUGUUUGUAUUUUUUUAAGUAAUGUCUUUUUAGUAUGUCUAUAAUUAUACAGAGUAAUAUGAAAAAAAUGUAUUUCUUGAAUUACCUGAAAUUAAAA